AUGAAACGCUCAUCCGAUUCUACGACUUCACCCAGAUCUUCCAAGCGGCAAGCUAGUCUAGCUGCUUUCCUGAAACCGAAGAAUGUACCUUCACCGAUUAUCACCAAGAUACAUAUCUCAGAGGGUAAUGGACAAGAAGAUAAACCCAUUGUACUGGAUGACGACGAAGAACCCGAACUUCUCAAAUCGAUCACUACCCUUGACAAAGGCAAAGGCAAAGCAGUCGACCUGCAUCAGAACGGUGUUUCUAAAUUGACAUCGACAGACUUGGAUCUUGAUCCAUCUUGGCCCCCUCCUCAACACCCAUAUCACCCACCCCCAAAUACAACAUAUAACCAUCCUAUCGUCAUACCCCCUCCCACGCCUUCCCUCCAGCCGAUGCGGUUCAACCUCAAUCCUAAAAUCAUACACAAUCCCACAACAGAUCUCGAUCUAGUUUAUUACAAGUCGUUCAUAGAUAAAUCCUCAAGUAAAGAACUGAUGAUUUUCUUGCUGGACAACUUACCGUGGUAUAGAGUAAAAUACAUGGUACGAGGGAUCAACAUCAAUACACCUAGGUACACGACGGUAUUCGGUAAAGAUUUGACGGAUAUUCCUUGGUCGGGAUAUAUGAAAUGUAGACCUAGGGCUAUACCAGAGGUGUUGGAGAGGUUGAUGAGGAAGGUCGAACAAGUCACCUCAUCUCAAUUCAAUUUUUGUCUCGUCAACUAUUAUUCCUCAGGCAACGAUUCCAUCUCUUAUCAUUCGGAUUCGGAAUCCUUCCUGGGUCCUAAUCCUACCAUCGCCUCUCUGACACUGGGUCAUCCUAGGGAUUUCCUGCUCAGGCAUAUAAAUUUUAAGAAUCAUCCCCGUACAGGUAAUUCAGUGGCGGUUGAGAAGUUUGUGCUAGAAGAUGGUGAUAUGGUAGUCAUGAAAGGUAAAACUCAACAUGAAUGGGAACAUUCAAUACCUAAGAGAAAAUCAGCAAAAGGUAGAAUCAAUAUAACGUUCAGAAAGGGGAUAGUCAAAUAUGCAACUGAAAAUUAUUAUAAUUAUAAUGUAGGUAAAGGUAAUUUACAUAGAUGGGAUAGAGAGAAAGGUGUGAUGAAGGAGGUGGAAGUCUCAGAUGGAGGUGUGAAGAGCUAG
Kwoniella botswanensis is the source of this 1125-nucleotide messenger RNA. RefSeq lists its product as uncharacterized. Gene Ontology annotation, molecular function: cytosine C-5 DNA demethylase activity; ferrous iron binding. The transcript has 2 exons. Lineage: Eukaryota; Fungi; Basidiomycota; Tremellomycetes; Tremellales; Cryptococcaceae. The record is from RefSeq and is a predicted model, not a curated record. Gene Ontology annotation, biological process: DNA repair; DNA alkylation repair. The coding region runs from base 1 to 1125 and encodes 374 amino acids.